Messenger RNA from Protopolystoma xenopodis, 210 nucleotides. Lineage: Eukaryota; Metazoa; Platyhelminthes; Monogenea; Polystomatidea; Polystomatidae. The record is from the annotation of a GenBank genome assembly.
AUGCUAGUUAUCGUAAUUCGCAGUGUUGGACCGUGGACGCGGUACAUUCCAAGACGUUUUGCAGGCAUCAUAAUCGGCAUCGCUUUGAGAAACAGUACCUUGAUGCUGAUAAUGGCAAGACUCAUUGACGAUGCCGAAUACGAUCUUUGUGAAUCGCCUGGAAAUGUACCAAGUCCACCGUUCCACCCUGAUGAUUAUGUCAACUACUAA